This is a messenger RNA of Xiphias gladius (swordfish), 7635 nucleotides long. It is a transcript of the gene fmr1, whose product is annotated as FMRP translational regulator 1. Gene Ontology annotation, molecular function: protein homodimerization activity; mRNA 3'-UTR binding; translation regulator activity. Gene Ontology annotation, cellular component: dendritic spine neck; postsynaptic density; growth cone. The transcript has 15 exons. The coding region runs from base 393 to 2219 and encodes 608 amino acids. Gene Ontology annotation, biological process: positive regulation of translation; regulation of dendritic spine development; DNA damage response. The record is from RefSeq and is a predicted model, not a curated record. NCBI's taxonomy places the organism in Eukaryota, Metazoa, Chordata, Actinopteri, Istiophoriformes, Xiphiidae.
GAAGCCUCAGCUUUCAGGAGAGGAAGAAGGUGGAGACGUCACAUGGAGAGAAGCAACCAGCAGCAGCUGCUUCACCACUAAUCACACAACAUUAACAUAACUAGCACUACAAGCUAACCUGGCUAGCUACAUGGGUCGCCUUUGAUUUGUCAUACAUUCGGAACUGCAUAUCUGAAGGAAACAAACGCAGGACUCAUAGACAGUACAAACGGGACCGCAACAUUACGGUCACAGAUUCUUCUCGCAUCCAGCUGGCAGGCUAUUUUGGCUAGCAAGCGAAGCCAACGAUAGCAAAUUCUGCCUUGGCUAGCGUCAGGCUAGCUAGCUAGCUAGCUAGCUACUAACGUCGCUAACUGUGGUUAGCUAGCUAGCGGGCUGUAGUAACUUGCGUCAUGGAUGAACUAGUCGUGGAAGUGAGGGGAACAAGUGGGGCCUUUUAUAAGGCAUUUGUGAAGGAUGUUCAUGAAGGAUCAGUUACUGUGGCAUUUGAAAACAACUGGCAGCCGGAGCGUCAAAUCCCAUUCCAGGAUGUGCGAUUUCCUCCUCCAACAGGGUUCUGCAAGGAGAUAAAUGAGAGCGAUGAGGUCGAGGUAUAUUCCAGGGCUAAUGACAAGGAGCCAUGUGGAUGGUGGCUGGCCAAGGUUCGCAUGGUCAAAGGAGAGUUCUACGUAAUAGAGUACGCUGCAUGUGAUGCUACAUUAAAUGAGAUAGUGACACUGGAGAGGUUACGGCCAGUUAACCCAAAUAAACCAGCCACAAAAAACACCUUCAUCAAGAUCAGACUGGAUGUACCCGAGGAUCUACGGCAGAUGUGCUCCAAGGAAUCAGCACACAAAGACUUUAAGAAGGCCGUGGGAGCAUUCAGCAUCACUUAUGACUCAGAGAAAAAGCAGCUGGUCAUCUUGUCAGUGAAUGAGGUCACAACGAAGCGGGCCAAUAUGAUGAGUGACAUGCACUUCAGGAGCCUACGCACCAAACUGUCUCUCAUACUGAGGAAUGAAGAGGCCAGCAGACAACUGGAGAGUUCUAGACAGCUUGCAUCACGGUUUCAUGAACAGUUUGCAGUUCGGGAUGAUUUAAUGGGUCUGGCCAUCGGGACUCACGGGGCCAACAUCCAGCAAGCUCGUAAAGUCCCUGGAGUCACUAAUAUAGACCUGGAUGAAGAAACGUGCACCUUUCACAUAUACGGAGAGGACCAGGAUGCUGUCCGUAUAGCCAGGAGUUUCCUGGAGUUCUCUGAAGAUGUCAUCAAAGUUCCAAGGAACUUAGUAGGGAAGGUGAUUGGCAAGAAUGGUAAACUGAUCCAGGAGGUGGUUGAUAAGUCUGGUGUGGUGCGGGUUCGUAUUGAGCCUGAAAAUGACAAAAAGCCCUCAGCAGCAGCGGCAGCAGCAGACGAGGGAAUGGUGCCAUUUGUAUUUGUGGGGACCAAGGAAAGCAUCUCCAAUGCCACAGUACUGCUGGACUACCAUCUCAACUACCUUAAGGAGGUGGAUCAGCUUCGUCUGGAGCGUCUUCAGAUUGACGAGCAGCUGAGACAGAUAGGAGGGGGAGGGGGAGGAGGAGGAGGGACGGGACCUCGAAACCCUAAAGACAAAACCUACGUUUUUGAUAAUGGCAUGGGGCUGGGUAUGGGGAGAGGAGCAGGAGGUGGUGGAGGAGGAGGAGGGAAGCCCUACGCAGGAGGGGGAGGAAGAGGUGGACGAGGGCGUAGAGGAGGAGGUGCAGCUUUUGCCUCAGGCACCAAUUCGGAGGCAUCCAACGCCUCAGAGACUGAGUCAGACCACAGAGACGAGCUCAGCGAUUGGUCACUGGCCCCCACCGAGGAGCUGAUGACAGGAGGCGGAACCCUGCCAAGACGGACAGAUGGGAGGAAGAGAGCAGGCGGCGGUGGACCAAGGGGACGAGGGGGGAGAGGAAGAGGAGGAGGGGGAUAUAAAGGUGAAGACAUGCAGUGGAGCGAGCCAAGACCUCGUCAUGUCAGAGACCCCAAGACAAGAGCGCAGGAAGACACCCUACAGAUCCGUGUGGACGGUAACAACGAACGUAGCGUGCAGCACUCGUCAGGGGGGCGAGGAGGAGGAGGGCUUUCCUCCUCCCAGGGUGGAGUCAGCGCAGGUGGCGACGGCCCAUCCCGUCAUCAUCAUCAGAGACCCAUCAGAGACCGAGGGAUGAAGAAGGACAAACAGGACGCUCCUCCGCUGGUGAACGGAGUGUCGUAGAUACACCACUGGAGGACGUUCUCACUUAGACACACACGUUCAGAAACACACACACAGGCAACUGGUCAUAAACCAUUGUAGAGUCUCAGUCUCUUUCGCUUUUCUUUCUCUGUCUUUUUCAAACACAUGAAUACACAUAUUUCAUCAGCAUGGAAGUUUACUGUAGUGAAGUCAUAGACCAGUGGCCCUUUGGCAUCUGCUGGUCUGCUCUGUUGAGGUCUGGUUUGGUUUUUAAGUGUACUGGUCUGGUCUCCUCUUUACUGGUAUGGUAUCAUGCAUUCUUCUCUGGAGUGACAAAUUACAUGAACUGUACUUUUUUGGACAAAAGGAAAAGAAGAGGAGGGAUUUGACUGAAGCUCUCACAGAGGCGUUAACCCGAAACAUACUCCCUCCCUAUCAACAGCAUUUAUUUUUUUUUUUAAAUCGACUGAAUAGGAUGAUUUAAUUUUUUGCCACUGCCCUGUUUGAAAUUGCUCACAUUAGGGGGGGAAAAAAAAAAGAGUCAAAACAGGCAAAGCUGAAGAAAUGCGGAAUUACGGCCACUUUAGAAGGCAGAACGAAAUGUGUGUUCCUUACCUUUACAUCUUAAAUUUAUUUUAUUGAAAAAGAGGUAUUGUAGAGAUGAUUUAACAGUACACAAUUUCAGAAAGUGGCAUCACUGUUUCCCACAGGUUGAGACGUUAUUUUUGGUGGUCUAAAGCUGCAGAAUCCAACACUUGGGAGUCAUGAAUUUAUCAUCUACCUAUACUGAUUGGGAAAGUUAUUUAGAGUCUUUCAGGUAUAUUUCCAGAGAGACUUAAUUGAUAAACUGCAAAAUACACAUUUUUUUUGAGAAGGAGUAGAUAUAUUAUGGUGUCACUAAAAAUAACUGCUACAUAUGGGAAACAUGCAUAGUUGGUCACUUAGGUUUCACUCGGUAUGGAAUGAUUUACCAGCCUCAUCAUUUAAGUCAUCUGUGUUUUGUUUCCUGUUCACUACAUAAUGUAAAAUUCCUUCAUUCUCUUCGAUUGUCAGACCAAGCAUGAAUUCAGAAAGGUACAGGAUGUAGCGAUGGAGAAACAUAAAUCUGAGGCACUUUGAAUGAAAACUUGAACUGUUAAUAAAGCCUUUACUGAAGAAAAAGGAGACAGGAUACCAACUCAUAAGAGUCUUCUGCAGUUUACAAAAUGUGAUGAACUGCUGUCCUUAAAAUUAUUCACUCACCUGUCAUGUGGGCUGGUCACAUUUGGCCAACACACACCUACAGUAGCGACAUUGAAUCGCAAACUCCCUCAUAAAAAAUCCUGCAAUAAUCAAAGGAUUAUAAAUCCAGUGGCCAAGACCGCAGAUAAAACCAGUACAUUGACAAUGGUAUACAGUUAUAGAAUAAACUGACUCAUAACUAAGGCAUUCAAUGAAGUCUUGAGUAAAAGUUUUGUGGUAUUGAGAGUCCAAGCUGUCCUGACACUCUCAUCAGGCUUCGUGGCAACAUUUCUGCUGUGGUCCCAGCAGCAGUGGGUCUCUGCUGUCAACAGGAAUCAGCAUCAUGUACCAGACUGAUAAGAGCUUUUUCAGCCUCAACAGUGGGAUAUUUCACAGGGAGGGCUCAGGCAGUGAGAUAGGCUUACUUUGGUUAGUUCCACUUACUUACAUAUAACAAAGCAGUCUUGGAUAGAUGCCAGUUAAAUUAGUGCGGUAACUUUUGCUUUCAGACAAACAGGAUUAAGGCGGCAACAUCAUUAAUGUAGAACUCCAUGAGCUUUUCUUUAAUUUAUGAAAACCUUUGUAUUUAACUUUCUGUUUUGCAAUUAAUGUUUCAAGUAUUACUAUAGAGGAAUCAAAUUAUAGGUGAGUUAUACCUUGAAAAAAUAAAAAAUUGUUUUAAGUUUUAUUCUUCCUGGCUUUCAAACUUAUUCUGGGCUGACUCCUCUUUCUUAAAUAGUUUGUGUAUUAAUCUGAUUUUAUUUUGUUAUUUUGUUGGCUACAUUUUCAAAUUGGUAGGGCGGAAGAGGGAGUCUGAACUCUAACCUAAAUCCCCCCAAAAAUAAGUCUUUCAGGUACAAAAAAUUCCAUGCACUGUUGUAAUCAUUAUGUUCUUGUAAUCCUUAGGAAACAACAAUUCUUAGGUCUACUUCUGAGAACAUGUUUUUUUUUUUUUUUAAGUGUUUCUCGCCACUGAUAAUUUGAAUUGGCCAUUCCUCUACUUUCUGCUUUUAAUUUGUGGUACUGUGCAUGUCACCUGACUAAGUUAAAGUCACAGUAAAGUUUAGUGAAACCACUCUCAGCUGAAGUAUAAAGUCAGGUUCAAAGAAGCCAGGUUUUCAUCCAUAAGUCCAGUUAAAUCUCCUCUGUGCUAGGAACGUCUCCUCAUCACAGUAAUGGAGCUGCAGCCUGUCAAUUUUCUGCCAUUCCUAUAGGUCACAACGUCCUUUUUUUCAAAAUCUUAGUGCCUUGAAUUUAUGCUCCUCCAUUUCUGUGAAUUUGGCCCAUUCUAAAAAGCACCUUGCUACUCUGAAUAUAUCAAAGCUUUUUAUACUGUCUGUUUGAACCCAGUGUAACACUGCUACUGUUUAUUACUUUAAUUUUUAGGACAUUAAGUACAUGAGUGUUUCUUACAUGGAUGAUUCAUUCUGUGACCCUGUAUGCAUUUCUUAGAAUUCUUUUGGGGAGACCAAGUGAUAUGAGAUGACUUCGACAGAUUCUGGUAAUGCAUUUUGUCCCAGACAACGUCCAGCAUUCUAGUCUUGCUCUAAACUAUUCUGCCUCUUGCUAGAGCUCUGUGAAUUACUGACAUAGACGUAAACAACAAGAGGACUAGACAAUCACGUCAUCGCAUAGUGGAAAGUGACUUUUCCAAUCAGUGCAGGUUUCCAGACAUCAAAGGAACAUUAGAUGAAAAAGAAACGUGUUGACUUCAAGCUUUCAUCAUGAAGUGUUCCAACCUGCUGUUCAGUUGCCACCUCAGAGUUACUGACUCCAUGAAUAUUCUGCAUGGAAAGAUCCUUAGUGGCAUCAUUAUCAUCAUCAAAAUAAGUACAAUUUAGGUGGCAUUAAGGCCUUUACUGACCAUUUACACUCUCCAUUAACCCAAAUUGUAUCCUAAAUUCAAACUGACUGCAGUUUAGAUGGGCUAGAGUAGAUUUGUUGACUUAUGAUUGAAGAGGAGAUUCAUAAUGACAUUUGUUUGGAUAUUAUUUUGAAAAAUCUGUUCAAAUGUGAGAAAGUUGCUGUAAAACAAAAAGCAAAGCAAAAAAAUACUUUUUAAGGUUUCUCUGUGCAUUCGUAGGCUUGUAGACAUUUCACAAAAAUACUAGAUUACAUCAAAUUACUGUAGUUCGUGACUGAAAACAUUCAGCAUCCAGUUGUAUCCUGGGGCUAGCAGAUUAGCAGUGAUUUUAAGUUUUAGUGUUGCUAUGUGCUAAUGUUGUGGAAUCAAGUACUUAACAUGUUGAAUCUAUUCAUUCAGUUGUUCCUGUAGCCUCGGAAUCGUCCAGGAAUAACCUUUUAAAGUUAGCCCCUGAAUAUAGCCUCCAUCUUUAUGGUGCCCUUAAAGGAAUAGUGUGACAUUUUGGAAAAUAAGUUGCCUCGCCUUCUUGCUGAGAGUUCGAUGACAAGAUUGAAAACGCUCUCGUGUGUGUGCUAGAUAUGAAGCUAGAACCAGCAGGCGAUCAGCUUGAUUUAGCUAAAGGCUGGAAACGGGGAAACACCUAGCCUGCCUUUGACAAGCAGCCAGCCAGCCCCUUUGAAUUUAAUUAAUUAACAUGUCAUAUCUUUUCUGUUUUUCUAUGAAAACCAAAAUGUUAAAACAAAAAUUUGCGGUUUCCAUACUGGAAUUAUUUAUUGGCUUAGCAGAGUGACUUCUAGGCUAGCAGUCCCUGCUUCCAGUCUUUAUGCCCUGCUAAGCUAACUGCCUGCAGGCUCUAGCUUGAUACUUUAUCGACAGACAUGAGACUGGUAUCAGUCCUUUCAUCUAACUCUCGGCAAAACAAAUGAUAAGCAAGUGUCCCAAAAUAUCAAACAAUCCCUUUUAACAAACUGCUUAGAUUGGGAGUGUCAUUAAUUAGCCUAGCGUAAAAUAUCUUUACAAUAGGUACGAUUCACUUUUAACCAGUCAGACACAAAACAGAUACAGGACUUCAAAAACAGCUUGUGAGGUUUAUUUGUAAUCUACACUGUUUUAUCAUUUAAAAAAAACAAAACAGAAAAAAAACUGUUGUCUUUCAUGCUAGAAAGCUGGGAAUGCUCAAAGAAACCUUACCAUAUUUUGUGUGACAUGUGCCUUUAAUUGUGGCUAGUAUCACAACCUUAGACGUAAAUCAGGGAUGAUGAGGAGACAUUGAAAUGGACCAGAUGGUCAAAGAUGGCUAUUUUCUGAAGGGACAUAAUUAAUUCACUCUGGGUUGUCACUGGCAAAGCUGAGCAUUUCUGAGCUUCCUCUAAACUCAAAGGGCAGGUGUUGAUUGUGAAGGUGAUUUUUGCUCACUAGGAAAGUGCCCGCUUUUACCACCUGGUCCCUUUUAAACACUGAAGGUGUUGUAUCCUUGUACAGUUGACAAACAUAAGCCUCUAGCUUAUGACCUGGUUCAAUUGAUCUGUGAAAUGGAUUCAGUUACUUUUAUAGACCAGUGCAGUUCAUGACAUUGAGGGGCUACUUUGGUACCUUUGGCCUUGUUUCAAAGUCAAAGACAGCCAUUCUCCAUGCAGACCUCCUUUUUUAAAAUGUAUCUUGAGAUGCAAAAUGGUGUGACCCAGUGUAAUUUUAUUCCCUAUCUCUCUUUCCUUCCUAACUACUUCAGUAACUGAAGUAAUGAAAGGAACUGAAAGGAUUUCAGAGGUUGAGCCAGGUCUUUUCUUUACCAGAGAUCAGUGAACCUUCCUAGUCUUGCGAUGCAUGCACAUCUUUUAUUAUGGAUUUUGGAGACAUUCUGUAGCUUUGAACACGUUAAAAAAAAAAAGACAUAAGUUUAGUUUUUUAAUCAGUGUUACUUUUCCCAUUUCUACUUGACAUAAGACUGGCUGGAGUCGUGGAGUACCCAGUGAUGAGUAACAUCUUCUGACAACCACCAGCUUAGUGUAAGUGACACAUGGGAAACUUUUAUCUUUUAGAAAAUGUCUUCAGAAACAGUUGAAAUAUGAGUAAUGAAUCAUGAAACAGGGUUUUUUUUUUUGUUGGUUUUUUUUUUAGAAGUUAAUUUUCCUUUUUCAAAAGUAUUAUUGGUGUCAGUUUCUCUUAUCACUAAUCUGUUAGGACUUCUUCUUUCACUUGGUGUUCACACUGCAGCCAUGUUGCAUUUUUAUCCAGUAAGCAUUCUCUGCAGUGCAUUGACAAACAGCUCAAGUGAAAGUCACCUCUAUAUUGUCAAUAGAACAUUAACAGUAUGGAGUUGCUUUGUAUUGUAAAAAAAAAAAAAAACAGCAAAAACCAUAAAAAAAAAAA